This is a messenger RNA of Zerene cesonia (dogface butterfly), 972 nucleotides long. Its product is annotated as carbonic anhydrase 1-like. Gene Ontology annotation, molecular function: zinc ion binding; carbonate dehydratase activity. The transcript has 6 exons. Bases 1 to 972 code for a protein of 323 amino acids. Gene Ontology annotation, cellular component: cytoplasm. The record is from RefSeq and is a predicted model, not a curated record. NCBI's taxonomy places the organism in Eukaryota, Metazoa, Arthropoda, Insecta, Lepidoptera, Pieridae.
AUGAUAAAAGUAGUAAUACCAACAGACGACGAGGAAGUAGCCCCUGUCAAGGAUGAAAAAAUAAUACCUCCGUUCGGUUCAUUAGAAUGGAUUUAUUACUUAAGUGAAAUUGAAGGCAACCUGCCCACUCCAAUUGAAGUAUCUAUAACAGACUCACUCAGAUACACCUGUCCAGAAUUGAAGUGGUAUAACUUUGACGUAUACCCUCAUAAGAUCAAAAUUACGAAUACUGGAUAUACGGUAUUGAUGGGUGCGAAAUGGCGAACAGAGAGGCCAUAUCUAGAAGGUGGUCCUUUCCUCGAGAAACAUGUCUUAUCCCAAAUACACUUUCAUUGGGGUGCUCAUAUGAUGGAAGGUAGUGAACACACGGUUGAUAAAAGACAAUAUCCAGGGGAAAUGCAGGUUACGUUUUUCAAAGCCGACUAUAUGACACAGGACGAGGCGUUCCGACAUCCCGACGGAGUAGUUAUGGUCUGUUAUAUGAUCAAAUACGGUGUAAACCCUGACGAUCGUCUUAGCUGGAUCAUUGAAGGAUUCCCAAGAAUUCAAGAAGCUCAAACCCACACACGUGUCGGCCCAUAUCCAAUGUCACACUUGCUUCCUAUGUUUUUUGAAGAUUAUUUUUUAUAUUGGGGCACUUUGCAUACUGUGAGAGGUGAAAAAUUUGUUGUCAGGUGGUUGGUGCCACGGAAAUCCUUGUUCGCUUCGUUGGAUCAGAUGAAGCAAUUCCGAAAACUAUGGGAUCCAUGGGAUGAACCCAAUCUCCGCAACUUUAGACCGUUGCGAGAACGAAAAGAUCGACACGUGCUAUUUAUUAAUCCGCAUUGGAAUCAAUAUAACUCUUUACUACCUUUACCAAGAGUCCCUGAAGAUUCGAUAUCUGUUUUAUCGCCUGAAUACAUGGCUCAUUCCUGGAUGCUACCGCCGCAGAAUUCUAACAUGCUGCCCAAGGAAAAAGAAAAUGCUGAUUAG